Molecule: messenger RNA, 258 nt
Organism: Suricata suricatta (meerkat)
Lineage: Eukaryota; Metazoa; Chordata; Mammalia; Carnivora; Herpestidae
Product: keratin-associated protein 6-2-like
Exons: 1
Coding region: 1-258 (85 amino acids)
Source: RefSeq, a predicted model, not a curated record
AUGUGUUGCAACUACAGCAACUCCUGUGGCUAUGGCUGCGGCUAUGGCUAUGGCUGUGGCUGUGGCCCCUAUUAUGGCUGUGGCUACGGAACAGGCUAUGGCUGUGGAUAUGGUACCAGAUAUGGCUGUGGAUAUGGCUGUGGAUAUGGCUCCUGCUGUGGCUAUGGCACUGGAUAUGGCUGUGGCUAUGGCUAUGGCUCUGGCUGCUAUGGCUACCGGCCAUUUUGCUACAGAAGAUGUUAUUCUUCUUGCUGCUAG